This is a messenger RNA of Lathyrus oleraceus (garden pea), 1215 nucleotides long. RefSeq lists its product as uncharacterized. The record is from RefSeq and is a predicted model, not a curated record. Lineage: Eukaryota; Viridiplantae; Streptophyta; Magnoliopsida; Fabales; Fabaceae. The transcript is spliced from 5 exons. The coding region runs from base 181 to 1200 and encodes 339 amino acids.
GCCAUUUUCGCUCUCUCUCUCUCUAUGCAUGUGCUCUCUCUCUUUCUCUCUCUUCAACUUUCUCACUCUUCUUCUUACUAGCUGCUGCUUACAAAAUACAGUUGCAGAAAAUCAAGUAAAACGAGAUCUUCGUAUUUUCAACCCUAUUUCUUCUCUUCUGAUUCAAAUCAAAUCUACGAAAUGAAAACUAACAAAACUUCAAAUCCUGUUAUUACUUUCGAUCACAAGAGGGAUGCCUAUGGGUUUACGGUGAGACCUCAGCACCUGCAAAGAUACCGUGAAUAUGCGAAUAUAUACAAGGAGGAAGAGGAGGAAAGGUCAGAGAAGUGGAAGUCAUUUUUAGAUAGGCAGGCAGAGACGGAGUCUUCUGAAUUGGCCUCAGCUGUGGGAGAAGAUGAGAAAGUUUCUGGGGACGAGGUUGUCGGGGAAGAAGUUGAUGCGAGUUUAGAGAAGGGUGUUGAUGGACAUCAAACAAGCGGGCACGUCCCUGGCAGUGAAGAUAGUACAAUUGAAAAUGGAAGUCAAAAGGAGGAGUUACCAGCAUCUGAAGUGACUAAGAUUCAUAGAGUCCAGUUAUGGUCAACCAUAAGGUCAUCUCUUCAUAUUAUUGAGGAUAUGAUGAGUGCCCGUGUAAAGAAGAAAACUGCAUCAGUAAAAGAUGAAAGAAACAAGAAUGGUGUUUCAAAAGACGAGAAGAUCGCUGAAACUGAGAAAUCACUAUCUCAUUCUGAUGAUGCUAAAUCACCAAAAGGAGCAUUUGAGGAAGACUCUGAGGACGAGUUCUAUGAUGUUGAAAGGUCCGAUCCUAGUCCAGAUUCUCCUCGUGUUGAUGGCUUGAGUACCUCUGCAAAUGGGAUUGCUGCUGAUGCUGCACCACUGCAGGUUCCGUGUCCUUGGAUAGAAGAGUUGGAAGUUCUUGUUCGUGGGGGAGUGCCAAUGGCACUUAGGGGAGAGCUCUGGCAAGCUUUUGUGGGUGUCAAAGCAAGACGAGUAGACAAGUAUUAUCAGAAUCUACUAGCCUCCAAUGGUGAUUCUGAAAUUAAAAGUAAUCAUCAAAACUUGCAAUUAGAUGACAAUGAUGGUAAAAUAAUGCAGAACUCAUACAUGUACCAGAAAAAUGGAAAGGACAGAUUGAGAAGGAUCUGCCACGGACAUUUCCUGGUCAUCCUGCUUUGGAUGAGGAUGGUAGAAAUGCUUUGAGACGAUUACUUACUG